Messenger RNA from Agrilus planipennis (emerald ash borer), 1448 nucleotides. RefSeq names its product aspartate aminotransferase, cytoplasmic-like. NCBI's taxonomy places the organism in Eukaryota, Metazoa, Arthropoda, Insecta, Coleoptera, Buprestidae. Gene Ontology annotation, molecular function: pyridoxal phosphate binding; L-aspartate:2-oxoglutarate transaminase activity. The record is from RefSeq and is a predicted model, not a curated record. Gene Ontology annotation, cellular component: cytosol. Gene Ontology annotation, biological process: L-aspartate biosynthetic process.
AAUUCACUGCUUAUUUAAGAUACAUCAAACAAUGUGUGGCUUUGAUCACAAUUAUUUAAUAUCCUAUACUUUUUUGAGUUCGAGUUUUACCUAAGGAUAUAUUACGGUAACAUAUGCCAAAAAGUGUGGGAAUGCUUCAGAAUAGUUAUUUGUCUCAUUGCCUCCAGUUAAUACGUGUGAACCUGUGAACGGUAUAGUAGCUCUGCUGUUAAAAUUUAUGAAACAGUUUUUUUAUUUAUUGCUUUUUGCUGCAAACGAUUUUGAUAUAGUGUACUGCAUGAUUGAUUGCAAAGACCUUUUGGUUCAUUUGCACAAGUUAAGGCUCUUGAUUAGUUUCAAUAUUUAAGUGAAUUUACUAAAAUCCUUCACCAGUGACUGUUUAAAUCUAUACCUUUCAGGACCACCAGCAUCUGUAGGCAACAUUUUAUGUAAUUACAAGUAAAAUACAUAUUACUGAAACAUUCUACUUAAAAAAACUAAUACAAAAAUUAAUAGGUAAAACAUUCGAAAAAGCCGCGAUUCGGAAGUUUUACCAAUUAAUAUUCUCUAUAUUAUUAUACUGACUGAUCAAGUGUCCAUCAGUACUUACAGUUUCUCUGUUCUGUUUGAUAUUAACUUAACAAUAACUAGCUUGCCGAGGAAAAAAAUCUAUGUUUUGAGCUAAAGAAUAAAAAUCAAAUUUCAACUUAAAACAUAGACUUAAAAGCUAUCAAAACAACACAAUUGUGCCACAAUCAUCAGCAAUCAGCUGUUUGCUUGUCGACACUUAUCAAUGUAAUUGUCAGUUGUACAGCCAAUCACGUAAGAGCCGUUACACAAGUCUAGUAGGUAUAGAGAUUUACGCACGCUGGGUUGGAGGUCAUUAAUGUCAUCAGUGUGACUUUUGUAGUGGAGCUGUUGAUAUUACUUUAUUUUUUAUCAGUUGCUUUUUCGCUCUACUGUUUACUAUUUUAACAUUUAAAGUUUAUUAUUAAUUGUAAGUGACUGUAGUGCAUUAUUUACUUUGUUUCUUUUGCCUGUUAAAUUGGUUUGCGAUUUAUAAGAAAUGGCAAGCAGAUUUUCUGAAGUAGAAUUAGGGCCUCCAAUUGAGGUCUUCGCGCUCAAUAAAGCAUUUCAAGAAGAUACUUUUGAAAAGAAAGUCAGUUUAGGAGUUGGAGCAUAUCGUACAGAUGCGGGAAAACCAUGGGUAUUACCUGUUGUCAGAACAGCUGAAAAGGCCCUAGCUAAUGAUGAAACAUUAAACAAGGAAUAUUUACCGGUAUUAGGUCUGGAAGUAUUUACUAAUUUAGCUACAAAAAUGCUUCUGGGAGAAAAUAAUCCCGUUUUGACGGAAAACAGAACAUUUGGAAUUCAGUGCUUGUCUGGUACUGGUGCAUUAAGAGUAGGUGCCGAAUUUUUAGCCAACAAUCUUGGGUACAGCACUUUUUAUUAUUCAAAGCCUACUUGGG